Messenger RNA from Brugia malayi, 924 nucleotides. RefSeq lists its product as uncharacterized. The record is from RefSeq and is a predicted model, not a curated record. Bases 1 to 924 code for a protein of 307 amino acids. The transcript is spliced from 6 exons. Lineage: Eukaryota; Metazoa; Nematoda; Chromadorea; Rhabditida; Onchocercidae.
AUGGCAGAAAAUACUACUGCUCAGCCAUCGACAUCACUUUCUUUCUUCAGCGAUAGUUUUAUCAUAAAACGUGGCAAAAAACCGCUUCAUUCAAUGGAAUUUAUUUUGGAUUUAGAAGAUGAAAAUAGCCGUUUGCAACUUGAGAGAGACAUCAAGUUUCUUGGUGGGAAAGUUUUGGAAUCGCUUGACGAUGAUGGUGAAAAGCCUUUUUGUGUUGUUACCGACCAUCCACAUGCACGGUACUUGGAAAGGGUAACAAAAACGAAAAGAAUUACAUCCGAGUACUGCAGUUGUUUGCCAGUAUUGCUCCGAGUUGCCGUACAAAACGGUGUGCGUGUUCGAACAUAUACUUCUUUCCUUCAAAUCUUAUCAAAUGUGAAAAACCGCAUUAAGUUGAAUCAGAAAGCGAAAUUAGCUCCUAUAAAACCAAAACUGGAAAAACAGAAAAGCAUACGCAAGUUAACACCACCAUUCAUCAAAUUUGAAGAUAACAGUCUCCAGUAUGCGCCUUCUUGGAAGGAAUAUGGAAUACCUUCUAAUUUUCGGCCAAUUUAUGUUGGUGAAGCAGCCGGAAGAUCGAUAUUUCAUAAAGCUUCUCCAGAAUAUUUAAAGCGGAAGAAGGAUAUGAAGAUUUCGAAGCCUCGAGCAAAAAGUCGAGUUGGGCCUGGAUUCUGCGAUAUUUGCACACGUGAUUGCCAAGAUUUGCAGCUGCAUUUUUUAUGCAAAGAGCAUCAAACACGUAUCAGUACGCCUGGUUUUUACGAUGAGGUUGAUGCAUUGUGCGGUUCAUUUGUAAAAGAAAUCGUCGUACCGAAUAAAAGACUUCGAGAACGAUUGACACCGGAACCGCUUUCACUGCCAUCCAAUCACUUUCUUGACUCUACACUUUCUUUUCGGACACCUGAUAGUAGAACUGAAAUUUAA